AUGCAGCCGGAUGACGGCGACGUGCCCAUGGAUGGGGGGCACACUGGUGCUGCGCGUAUGCAUUGCCCAGUGCCAGGCUGCGUAGCAGCAGCCCACCGAGGCCACGCUGGGUGGGAGACCUUUACCGGUCUCCGGGCUCAUGUUGAUGCCCACAUUCUGGGCCAGAUCCCUGGCGCAGUGCCCGCUGAAUGGCUGCGGGCGCGGAACAUGGUCUCAUGCCGAGAGUGCUCCCACCUCAUCAGUCGCCGCUGCAACGGCGGGGUCCACCGCACCUGUCUGGCGGAUCGCAUGGCUGCGAGACCUCAGCCCCUGUCUCUUCCUGGUGCCUGUGGGGAUGCUGACUUGGACGCAGUGCUGGGCAGCCUUCCUUCCUUGGAUGAAAUGUUUUCUGCGCCCGUUGGCACUCGCGAUUUGAUUAGUUCUGCUCUUUUGCCCUCUGCGCAGAAAGAAUUUUUACGCUGCAUUGUGCAGGUCCUCCAGCACAACACAGGCGAUGCUUGGGCUGCCCCGGAGGACUGGCAGACACGGCUCCGCGCAAGCGGUGUCGUCGUAGCCCGUCGUGGCGCGCCUCGGCUUGCACGGCAACAAACAGAUGAGGAGAAGGAGCAGGCAGCCCGUCUGGUCGCAGAGCAGUAUGCCCGCCGAGGCAUGCCAGGCAAGGCCGUGCAACGCCUCUCGGGAGCCCCACCAGCAGCCCCUACACCAGACACUGUUGCUGCCACGCAGGCCAAAUUUCCGACGCGGCCUCCCCACCAAGCAGCCUCUCUACGGGCGGCAGCACCGCCGGCCAAUGACAUUAGCUGCGAUGAGGUGGUGCGGGCGGUACGCUCCUUCCCCCGGGGUGCCGCGCCAGGGCCUACCGGUAUGCGGCCCGACUUCCUCAAGCAGCUUGUUGAUGCUGGGGAUGAGCAGUAUGGAGCGCAGGCCCUGACUGACCUUGUGAACCUCCUUGCUGAUGGGCGGGCUCCUGCUGCUUUGCGGCCUUACUUAGGUGGGGCUCGUGGCACAGCCUUGGCGAAGCUUAGUAAGACUGGCACAGCCGACGCGCGGCCUUUAUGUGCCCGUGAAGCUUUGCGCCGACUUGUUGGCAAGGUCUUGCUGAGGAGUGAGCUUCCGGCAUUGCGGGCGCACUUGUUGCCGCACCAGCUCGCGGUUGGUGUCUCGGCUGGCGCUGAGGUUAUGCCACAUUUAUACCAGCAGUGGGAGCACCACUACCGCGCUGACACCGACCGCGUGUGCCUAUCCUAUGAUGAGGGCAAUGCCCACAAUGUGGUUGAUCGCCAUGUAUUUCUGACCCGCAUGCAGGAGGUAGCCCCUGGCCUUUCUCGCUGGUUAGAAUACAUCUACCCCACCGACAUUGAUACUAAGGUCUUCUUCCACCAUGUGGUCAUUCCUUCCGUUGCGGGCGGCCAACAAGGGUGCCCUUUGAUGACGGCCUGCCAUGCUGUGGUGCAGCGGCUACUGUUGGAAAGCUUGGGCUUGGUUGACCCACCUGCCGGCACAGCUGUGGCACUGCCCACAUUGCAACCGCCCGCUCAGCUGGAUAUGGCACCGUGCUUUGCGGACGAUGGCCUUCUUGCCGGGCCUUCUGGCGAGGUAUUGCGGGCAUUGCAGCAUUGGUCCGUUGUCAUGCCGCGUCUUGGGCUGAAGUUGUCCACUGCCUCUGUUGCUCCGGUUGCGGGGCGCCAGCAUCAGGUCGACCUUCGUCCUUUUGCUGCCUUAGGGUGCGCUCUCUGCGAAGACGGCAAUUUCGAGGUCCUCAAAUCUCCCGUUGGCGAUGCAGACUUCAACCGACAAUACUGUCUACAGCGGGCAGCCCAACAAGCAACUCUAGUGCAAUCGGUUGGUGCCUUGGCGGAUCCUCAGCCUGGAAGCAAGCUCAGCUGCCGGUUGCUAGUGGUGGCCUCGGGCUUCGCUCUGCGGUUUUACUUCGCGGAUGCUGCCUACAUUGGCUCACGUCUCUUGGUUUUGGAGCGGUGCCACGCCCUGUGGACGCCCGCUGCUUGGGAUGGCUUGGACGGUGGCAGUGAACUUGGGUUGGCCAUUGCCCGGUGCAAUGGGUUGCUGCAACAAGCUGGUCUCCAACCUCCUUUGGGGGACCAGCCGGACCGCAGUUUGAGCCAACCGGCCAUCUCACAUCGACUCCGGGAAGUGCACGUUCUGGCUUGGAAGGCAGCUGCAGGCACCGACGAUGUUUGUCGCCUCCACGCAUGUUCUGCGGACUCUGCUGAAACGGUUUUGAACCUUGUCCCUUCGCGCAUACUUGACACCAAUCUCUCCAAGGAUGAUUUCCUGACUUGUUUGGGCGGUCGCCUUGGCGUCGAUAUGUGCCUUGGGGGCGGGGCCUGCCGUUUUUGCGGUUUGCCUAUGGAUGUAAAGGGCCGCCACCCACAAUCUUGUAUGGCCGGCGGUGAUGCUGUUGCUCUCCACAAUGGCUUGCGGGACCUCUUGCACGACUACUGUGCACGGGCCCAGCUGCGGCCCCAGGCACUUUUGGAUGGGCGACGGCGGCCUGCUGACAUCUUCUUGCGAGGUGGGGCUGGCCUUCUUCCAGCCUUGCCUGAUGGCUCCCGGCCCGUUGGGCUUGGUGCCCUCGCCUUGGAUGUGGCUAUCAUCAACUCCUUGGGCCCCAGCCACUGGGAUGACACCUUACGCGGGGCGCCAGAUGCUGUCACUGCCUACGCGCAGCGGAAGCGGGAUCACUUGGAUACCGCGGCCUCCUGCCAACAAGUAGGCAUUCAUUACCAGCCCCUUGUGUGGGACAUCUAUGGUGGGUGCACGGCAGCAACGCGGGCUUUCCUUCACCGCCUGGCUGGCUUGGUAGCCACAGUCGAGGGCAUUGAUCUGACCCUUCCUGGACCAGCUUGCUGUCGUGCUGGCGCGAGGAGCUGGACGGGCAUUGCGCCGUCGGCGUCGUGGUGCCGCGGCGCCACCACAUGUUUUCACUUGAAUUUGUACAGUGUGAUGGUCUACGAGACGUAGACAUUAUAUCAUCACUGUCUGUGAACUCCAAACCGAUAUGUCCUGUACUGGAUAUUAGAUUCUUGUCAGGCCUCCCAUCGAUAGAACAAGGAGCAACCUUCUCCAUUUUUAACCUUUCCUUUUCGCGUAAUGGUCUAACAUUGUCGAACCGGUCACAGGUUCGUCGGCACCUUGCCUUGCGUGCAGGAAAGUGAGGUAGACCUGCUCUUUGAGCUUUCCGCAGGAACCAUUUCAAUCCCAUUCAGUCUAGCAUUCAGUCCGUCUACACCGUCUAAGCCUCUUAUAGAAUGUUUCUCUGCCAUAGACCUGAGGCAGAAGCAGUACGAGCGAUUCCGCGAGCGUUUGAUUGAGGGUAUGCCCAAAGAGGCCAGAGGGUAGGCCGAUGGAGAG
Messenger RNA from Durusdinium trenchii, 3372 nucleotides. The record is from the annotation of a GenBank genome assembly. NCBI's taxonomy places the organism in Eukaryota, Dinophyceae, Suessiales, Symbiodiniaceae.